This is a messenger RNA of Williopsis jadinii, 1431 nucleotides long. RefSeq names its product ESCRT-0 subunit protein HSE1 (gene HSE1). The record is from RefSeq and is a predicted model, not a curated record. Gene Ontology annotation, molecular function: phosphatidylinositol binding; ubiquitin binding. Bases 1 to 1431 code for a protein of 476 amino acids. Lineage: Eukaryota; Fungi; Ascomycota; Saccharomycetes; Phaffomycetales; Wickerhamomycetaceae. Gene Ontology annotation, cellular component: ESCRT-0 complex. The transcript is spliced from 2 exons. Gene Ontology annotation, biological process: protein transport to vacuole involved in ubiquitin-dependent protein catabolic process via the multivesicular body sorting pathway.
AUGGCAGUAGCUCACGGUUCAACGGCUUCAAGCGUGUUGGGGAAAAGUUUUGAUGCUGGCCAUAAGCAACAGACCUUCACCGAGGCAGGAUGGAUGUCGUCGUUAGAUAGCCUCAUCAAUAAGGCAACGGAUGCCACGCUGACACAGGACAAUUGGCAGUACAACCUCGAUGUGUGUGAUAAGAUCCUCGAGGACCCAGAACAGUACUGUUCCAAAGCCAUUGAUGCCCUCCGGUAUAAGCUGUCGUUGAAAGAUGGGAACGUGUUGUUACGUAGCUUGACGCUGCUGGUUGCCAUUGCAGAGAACUGCGGUUCUCGAGCUCAACAGCUCAUUGCUACGAAAUCGUUUAUGCAGCUGCUGCUCUCCAAGAUGAGGGAUCCACAGACGCACCGAGAGAUAAAGACCAAGAUCACCACUGUGUUGGCGCAGCUGGACGAUUCUUUCCACAGGGAUCCUUCGUUGAAGCCGGUUAGCGAGGCGUACCGUGAGGUGAAGUUGAGUUUCCCACAGUACCUGGCGCCGACUAAGCCACAGAAGUUUGAAUUGAAAGAUGAAGAUGCUGAUUUGAGAACAGCUAUUGAACUAUCGCUUAGGGAGUCUCAGAGGCAACAGCCACUUCCAGAGAUACCUCAAGUGGAGGCUCAGCCGCAGGUUCAACCACAGGCUCAACCACAGGCUCCAGCUCAACCACAGGCUCCAGCUCAAGUUCAGCAACCUCAACGUACGUUCUCAAGGGUCCGUGCCUUGUACGACUCAUUCUCAAACGACCCUGCUGAUUUGAAAUUCCACAAGGGCGAUGUAAUAACGGUGAUCGAAAGGGUGUAUAAAGACUGGGGGAAAGGCUCAUUACGGGGCGUCAUCGGGUUAUUCCCCUUCAACUACGUUACUCCAUUGUACGACCCUACUCCUGAAGAGUUAAUGCAAGAACAACUGAAGGAACAAGAAAUCCUCUCACGCAGUGCUGAUGUUGAGAAGCUACUGGUCUUGCUCACAAGAGCGUCUAACGACGAAGAGUCGCUGGCAUUGACACAGAGUGAGGAGUUCAAGACUCUAUACCAAAGAGUUGUUUUGAUCAAACCUGAAUUGGCAACGUUGAUUGAUAAGUAUCGCCAGAGAAAAGAUGAUUUGAUGGAUCUUUAUGGUAAGCUGAAGACUGCCACAAUCUCCUAUGAGGAGAUGACAGACCCUAUAAAGCAACAGCAGUACCAUUAUACCCAGCAGUACCAGCAACAACAGGUGCAACAGCAGCAAACCGGUUAUCAACCACAACAGGUGCAACAACAACAAACUGGAUAUCCACAACAACAGGUGCAACUGCAACAAACCGGGUAUCCACAGCAGCAACAAACCGGACAGCAGCAGGUACCAUCACAGGCCACGGGGAAUUACCAACAGCCUCUAAACUACCAGCAAGCUCCAUAUCCACGUUAA